This is a messenger RNA of Amoebophrya sp. A25, 575 nucleotides long. Lineage: Eukaryota; Dinophyceae; Syndiniales; Amoebophryaceae. The record is from the annotation of a GenBank genome assembly.
CUUUUAUCAGUUUUUGGCCGAAUGUCGAGAAUGGGAGUUGAAUUUGCGGGAGGCUGUUUUGCGAGAAGAAACGAGUUCGGACGCUGCGGUCGGGCAACUGCACGAAGAUAACAUUAAGCCAAUUUUUGUGCAAUUGUCGCUCAUGAAGAAGAAAUCAUGACUGACAUCGGUGAAUCUUUCUCUUUUUUCUACUCAGGUCUGCUCCACCACAACUAUUACCGGUGAAUUGAAGUGGUGUGGUAAAUUGUGACCCUUGAUGUUGUAAACGUCCUUCAGACAACAUCAACGUUUUGAGUCAGUCUAAACCCUCAAGAAUCCAUGCAACAAUGAAAAACUGCCUCACAAUGCUACCAUCAUGAGCCAUGUCUGAUGGAACCACUUCUAAUCUCCGAAAAAUCACAGUCAGAAGCACGAAGGAUUGGUUCGACCCUCAGUCUUGCGCCUACGUUCCCGGGCUUAUCUGCAGUUCAGCGUGGGCGUUUCUGGUUCCGCUGAACCCUAUACCGAGUGCUGCUUUGGGCCUCUCCCUGCAUCCACUAGUCAAGCGAUUGGUGCAUUCGUUUACCCUGCGACCG